Molecule: messenger RNA, 2631 nt
Organism: Zea mays
Lineage: Eukaryota; Viridiplantae; Streptophyta; Magnoliopsida; Poales; Poaceae
Product: sucrose transporter 2
Exons: 13
Coding region: 416-2308 (630 amino acids)
Biological process (GO): transmembrane transport
Cellular component (GO): membrane
Molecular function (GO): sucrose:proton symporter activity
Source: RefSeq, a predicted model, not a curated record
GCCGGGGACUGACAUGGGAUGCGAGAGGAAACGGUUGAAUGGGUCGGGUUGCAAAUGCAGUCCUAGAGUAGUCAAACAGGACGGACGCACAGGCGUCGGCGCGGCGCGGCGCGUGAGCUCUUUUGCUUGCCGCGGCUGCUCGCCACGCCACGCUUCAGAAGAUCACACGGUGACGGCGGGCGGACGCGCUCCCCCAAUUUCCCUCCCAUUUUCUACUCCCUCCCCUUUCCUUCCUUCACCGGCAUCGGCAUAGGCGUCUCUCCCUGAUCUACCUGGAGUCUCUCUCCUCGUACUCCAGCGCCGCCUGCCCCUCCGACCACCGCUGCGGCAGCGCACCGACUUCCCGCCUGAACCCCAGAUCUCACCCGCGCCAUACACGCCGCCAGCCCCAGCCCAGAUCUACGGCGCGCCCGCCAUGGACGCCGGCGCCGGGGCCACGGCCAUCCGAGUGCCCUACCGCCACCUCCGCGACGCCGAGAUGGAGCUCGUCAGCCUCAACGGCGGCGCUCCCGGAGGGGACACGGGCCCGCCCCCGCCACCGCCCAAGGACCAGCCGCGGAGCCGCGCCGACAGGACCAAGCUCGUGCUCGCCUGCAUGGUCGCCGCGGGCGUCCAGUUCGGAUGGGCGCUGCAGCUCUCCCUCCUUACGCCAUACAUCCAGACCCUAGGAAUAGACCAUGCCAUGGCAUCAUUUAUUUGGCUGUGUGGGCCUAUAACUGGUUUUGUGGUUCAACCUUGUGUUGGUGUUUGGAGUGAUAAGUGCCGUUCAAAGUAUGGGAGGAGAAGACCAUUUAUUUUGGCUGGAUGCAUAAUGAUAUGUGCUGCUGUAACUCUAAUCGGGUUUUCUGCAGACCUCGGUUACAUCUUAGGGGACACCACUGAGCACUGCAGAACAUAUAAAGGUUCAAGGUUUCGAGCUGCUAUUGUUUUCAUUCUAGGAUUCUGGAUGUUGGACCUGGCAAACAAUACAGUGCAAGGUCCUGCGCGUGCUCUUCUAGCUGAUCUUUCAGGUCCUGAUCAGUGCAAUUCUGCAAAUGCAAUAUUCUGCUCAUGGAUGGCUGUUGGGAAUAUUCUUGGUUUUUCAGCUGGAGCGAGUGGGGAAUGGCACAAGUGGUUUCCAUUUCUAACGACAAGAGCAUGCUGUGAAGCUUGCGGUAAUUUGAAAGCAGCUUUCUUAGUUGCAGUUGUAUUUCUUUUGUUAUGUAUGUCUGUUACCCUGUACUUCGCUGAAGAGAGCCCACUAGAUCCAAAAGAUACACAAGGACUAUCAGAUUCUGCUCCUCUGCUGAACGGUUCUAGAGAUGCUGCCCAUGCAUCAAAUGAACCAAAUAAUGAAAGAUUUCCUAAUGGCCAUGUGGGUUUAAACAAUGUGUCGGCUAACAACAACACUGAGGAAUUUACAAAUGUGAAUUCCAACACAGAGAAAGGAGGAGUCUUCAAUGAUGGGCCAGGAGCAGUUUUGGUUAACAUUUUGACCAGAAUGAGGCAUCUACCUCCUGGGAUGCAUUCAGUGCUUCUAGUUAUGGCCCUAACAUGGUUGUCAUGGUUUCCCUUUUUCCUUUUUGACACUGACUGGAUGGGACGCGAAGUUUACCAUGGGGAUCCAAAUGGAGAUUUGAGUGAGAGGAAAGCUUAUGACAAUGGUGUCCGAGAAGGUGCAUUUGGUUUGCUAUUGAAUUCAGUUGUCCUUGGCGUUGGUUCAUUCCUUGUUGAUCCACUAUGCCGGAUGAUUGGUGCAAGAUUAGUUUGGGCCAUUAGCAACUUCACGGUGUUUAUUUGCAUGAUGGCUACAACGAUAUUAAGUUGGAUCUCUUCUGAUCUGUACUCAAGCAAACUUCAUCACAUCAUCGGGGCAAAUAAAACAGUCAAGAUCACGGCAUUGGUUGUUUUCUCUCUUCUCGGAUUGCCACUCUCCAUCACUUACAGCGUUCCGUUUUCUGUGACUGCUGAGCUGACUGCCGGUACAGGAGGUGGACAAGGUUCGUGUUGCGCAUAUACUGUAUUAAUUAGCAGCCUUGCGAACCACAGUGACUGGUACUGUUUAUGCUCCAUCUCCAGGUUUGGCCACAGGAGUCCUAAAUCUUGCUAUCGUGGUUCCCCAGAUAGUAGUGUCGCUUGGAGCAGGUCCAUGGGACGCUCUGUAUGGAGGAGGGAAUACCCCGGCGUUCGUCUUGGCUUCGGUCUUCUCCCUGGCAGCAGGUGUGCUCGCAGUUCUCAAGCUGCCAAAGCUGUCCAACUCGUACCAAUCUGCCGGGUUCCAUGGAUUUGGCUGAUGCUCAUGCCCAAAACACCCCCGUCUGCCAUGUAAAACAUCACACCAACACUUGGCCCCAUUUUGCCAUUCGUUUACAGAGAAAUGAUUCUUUUUUCCUCGUACAACUACAGAAUAAUGACAGUGAAAGUAGGAGUUUAGGUGAGAGAGAGAGAGAGGCUAGGUAGGUUGAUGUGAAGGUGUAAAAGCUGUAUCCUCCUUUUUUUGUUUUUGUUUUUGUUUUUGACAGUGUAUGUAAGAGCUGUCCACAAGAAAAUUUACAAGUGGUGUAACCUGCCCUCGUUUGUACAUUGUACUACUACUACAUGACAAUCAUAUGUCCUUUGUCUUUAUCCAAGGUUGAAGACGUAAACUGAGGC